AUGAAGAAAAUUAAUGAGGUGCCAUCUAUAAAUAAAAUAUAUGAUAAGGAAACUGAAAUUAAAAAAUAAAGAGAAAUUGAAAGAAAGAAAAAGAUUAAAGAAGAAUUGGAUAAAUAAUUAUUGAAAAUAAUCUAAAAAGAUAUUGAGCAAAAGAGAAGAAAAUCCAUUCUAUGA
Molecule: messenger RNA, 174 nt
Organism: Paramecium primaurelia
Lineage: Eukaryota; Ciliophora; Oligohymenophorea; Peniculida; Parameciidae
Source: the annotation of a GenBank genome assembly